Quercus lobata is the source of this 1026-nucleotide messenger RNA. RefSeq names its product receptor-like protein kinase FERONIA. Gene Ontology annotation, cellular component: plasmodesma; plasma membrane. The transcript has a single exon. The record is from RefSeq and is a predicted model, not a curated record. NCBI's taxonomy places the organism in Eukaryota, Viridiplantae, Streptophyta, Magnoliopsida, Fagales, Fagaceae. Gene Ontology annotation, molecular function: transmembrane receptor protein tyrosine kinase activity; ATP binding. Gene Ontology annotation, biological process: protein autophosphorylation. The coding region runs from base 1 to 1026 and encodes 341 amino acids.
AUGGAAAUUAUUUCACAGUCUAUUUCAAAGUUAUUCAGGACGUCCGGGAAGAGAGCAAAACAAUCUUUUGUUCUUCCAGAGGGAUUAUGCCGGACAUUUUCACUCGCUGAGAUCAAGAAAGCUACCAAUAACUUCGAUGUGAAAUUAUUAAUUAAUGAUGGAGGUUCAUGCUCUAUAUAUAAGGGAUUUAUUGAUGACUGUACCAAAAAGGUUGCAGUAAAGAAGUUUAAUACGUAUUUCGAAGAGCGGUUUGGGACCGAGAUACUGUUACUCUGCCAGCUACGCCACCAUAAUCUCGUCAAUCUCAUCGGAUAUUGUACUGACAAACUCGAGUUGAUCCUGGUCUUCGAGCUCAUAGCAAAUGGAUCCCUCUCUGAACACCUCUCCCGGGACCAAGAUAAUCCCCUGCCGUGGAAACGAAGACUAGAGAUUUGCAUUGGAGUGGCGCGUGGACUGCACUACCUUCACAGUGGGGUGAAGCAUACUAUCAUUCACCGUGAUGUGAAGUCAAGCAACAUUUUGUUGGACGAGAACUGGGAGGCCAAGUUGAAAGGUUUCUGCUUUGCCAAAAUGGGUCCCCCUAGUUUGUCAAAGGCUUUAAUUAGGAUUGAGUCUUUAGUUGUGGGUUCUUUUGGAUACCUGGAUCCUGUUUAUUUUCAAACAAGUGAGCUGACCGAUAAAUCUGACGUCUACAGUUUCGGUGUGGUACUGUUUGAAGUACUCUGUGCGAGAAGAGCAGCGAACAGCGAAGUAGAGCGCGGACAGCGGAUUCUGGCCUCCUGGGCUCUAAAUUGCGUAGAAGAUGGGACCAUUAAUGAGAUAAUUGAUCCCUAUCUGAAGGGGAAGAUAGCUCCAGAGUGUUUUAAGAUAUACGUGAACAUUGCAACUUCUUGCCUGCAAUUAAACGAUAUGAAACGUCCCACGAUUAGUGAAGUGGAUGUCGGCCUUGAACACGCACUGGAGCUGCAAGAGUGUGCAGAUGCUGCGAUAAGGAAGGAUGGUGUGGAGUCUGGUAGUGAUCACUGA